GGCGCAGCCCGGAGUCGUCAUCUCCCCGCGCCUUCCUAGCCGGGCGCGGGGCUGAUGGCCCUGUUUAAUGACGUCACGGCCAUUGACAGCGAGGGGUGGCGGUGGCUGCUGUCAUGGUGGAGAGCAGCCGGGCACAUCAUGUCUAGAAUGGGGGCCUUGGGCGGCGCCUGCUCAGGACUGGGACUGCUGUUGGGCACCGCCGCAGGCCUUGGAUUCCUGUGUGCCCUUUACAGCCAGCGGUGGAAACGGACCCAGCGCCAUGGUCAAAGCCAGCUCCUGCCCAACUCCCUGGACUACACACAGACUUCAGAGCCCGGACGCCAGGUGAGGCCAUUGCGGGCAGUCCCAGGUGAGGCUGGAGAUGCUGCGGUGCUGCCCAGCCUUCCACGAGAAGGGCAAGAGGAGAUACUGGACCGCCUGGACUUUGUGCUGACCGGUCUAGUGGCACUGCGGCGGGAGGUAGAGGAGCUGAGGAGCAGCCUGCAGGGGCUUACUGGGCAGAUUGUUAGGGAGAUACGGUCCCACAUGGAAGAGAACCAGAGAGCGUCUCGGCGGCAAAGGUUCCCAUUUGCCCGGGAGAGGAGUGACUCCACUGGCUCCAGCUCCGUCUACUUCACGGCCACUUCGGGAGCCACAUUCACAGAUGUAGAGAGCGAAGGCGGUUACACAACAGCCAAUGCCGACUCUGACUAUGAGCGGGACUCAGACAGGGAGAGUGAAGAUGGGGAAGAUGAAGUGAGCUGUGAGACUGUGAAGAUGGGGAGAAAGGAUUCUAUGGACCUGGAGGUAGAGGUGGCUUCAGGCCCAGUGCCCAGAGCCCUGGAGGCUGAAGGCUCCCCUGGCCUGGAGGAUGUGCUGCCUCUCCUGCAACAGGCAGACGAGCUGCACCAGGGCAGUGAGCAGAGCAAGCGGGAGGGCUUCCAGCUGUUGCUCAACAACAAGCUAGCGUAUGGAAGUCGGCAGGACUUUCUCUGGCGCCUGGCCCGGGCCUACAGUGACAUGUAUGAGCUCACUGAGGAGGUGAGCGAGAAGAAGUCAUAUGCCCUAAAUGGAAAAGAAGAAGCAGAGGCUGCUCUGGAGAAGGGGGAUGAGAAUGCUGAAUGUCACCAAUGGUAUGCAGUGCUUUGUGGUCAGCUGGCUGAGCAUGAGGGCAUCCAGAGGCGCAUCCAGAGUGGCUUUAGCUUCAAGGAGCAUGUGGACAAAGCCCUUGCUCUCCAGCCAGAAAACCCCAUGGCCCACUUUCUCCUUGGCAGGUGGUGCUACCAGGUCGCUCACCUGAGCUGGCUAGAAAGAAAAACUGCUACAGCCUUGUUGGAGAGCCCCCUAAGUGCUACUGUACAGGAUGCCCUCCAGAGCUUCUUAAAGGCUGAAGAACUACAGCCAGGAUUUUCCAAAGCAGGAAGGGUAUACAUUUCCAAGUGCUACCAAGAACUAGGAAGAAACUCUGAAGCUAGACAGUGGGUGAAGCUGGCCCUGGAGCUGCCAGAUGUCACUAAUGAGGAUUCAGCUUUCCAGAAGGACCUGGAAGAAUUGGAAGCAAUUUUAGACUAAUCACAUUUCAAUGACCUUCAUGACUUGAGAAAUACCACUACCUAAAAGAGACCAAAAUAGAGUCCUUGUACCCUUAGACCCAGGAGACCGAGUUAGAAUGGUUAAGGGAGUGUACUGACUCUGACCAGUAUGUGCUACCAUUCCCCAUUUCUUGCCUGUUGUCUACUGGUUAAUUUAUCCUAAUUUUUUAAUCUGAAAUUGGGAAAGUACUUGAGGCCUGGGUUUCUAUUGUUCUGUCCCUUAAGCGAAUUCUUGAAAAAUCAAACCUAAUAUGGCACCUGUCCUACAGGGUUAAGUGUGGUUAGGGCAUUAAAGGCUGACUUCCAAUGGCUGCUAAGGUGAAUGAACUUCAAAGAACCAUAUGAACAAAACAGAACCUGUACUCUCUAAUCUUUUUCACAGAUUAAUAUUCAAUACCAAAGUAUAUAGUCCUAGGAUCACACCCUACCAGGGUAAAAGGAAGGGUCCGGGCAGUCCAUGGAUAUUGCCUUCUUCUCACCAAUCAUGUGGAUUCUAACUGUAUGCCUGGGCCAAGGGGCUGGACCACUUGAAUUCCAGAGUCUUGGCUGCUUUGGGAAUGGCAGCAGGCUUAUGAGACUGAAACUAUGAUCUGAGGAGUUGCCUGGAAUAUAUUUUGGUACAAACUUAAAAUAAACCAAAUUUGACUAGAAA
Messenger RNA from Pteropus alecto (black flying fox), 2223 nucleotides. RefSeq names its product regulator of microtubule dynamics 3 (gene RMDN3). The record is from RefSeq and is a predicted model, not a curated record. Bases 55 to 1551 code for a protein of 498 amino acids. Gene Ontology annotation, cellular component: spindle microtubule; cytoplasm; mitotic spindle pole. Gene Ontology annotation, molecular function: microtubule binding. NCBI's taxonomy places the organism in Eukaryota, Metazoa, Chordata, Mammalia, Chiroptera, Pteropodidae. The transcript is spliced from 13 exons.